Molecule: messenger RNA, 435 nt
Organism: Besnoitia besnoiti
Lineage: Eukaryota; Apicomplexa; Conoidasida; Eucoccidiorida; Sarcocystidae
Exons: 5
Coding region: 1-435 (144 amino acids)
Source: RefSeq, a predicted model, not a curated record
AUGCAGGCAUUGAAAAAGAAAUCGAGUCUCUCCGGGACGGCGCGGUCAGGAAGCAGCAUCUUGGGAGGCGCGAAGAAACGGCAGGAGCAGUACUCGCUUCCCUACGAAGCUUAUCGCCACUUCGCCUUCUUCACGGCGCUGUACCUCUCGGUUUUGGGAAAGCCAGUCGCAGCUCCAGAGGUCGUCGACUGGUAUCUCGCGGAGAAAGGGUACUGCGUUCCCUCGGAAGUUCCGAACGCGCUUACCACUCGGGUGUACCUACGUCUCGUCAACAACCUCGUCGUGGAUAACUGCGUGGGGGUCGCCGGUGCUGACGAAGACGGAAAUUUGCGUAUUGAAGAAGGAAAGAUGUUUCCGUUGUGGGCGUGGAAGGACGAAGUCCUAGAAUUCGACAGCAAGCAGCAGCACGCGCAUCGGCACUUGCACUCGCAGUGA